AUGUCUGAUGAAGUGACCUAUGCAACGCUAAUGCUUCAGGAUUCGGCAAGAGUGAGAAGCAAUCAGGAUGGCAAUAACCUAAGAAAAGAAGGACACCCAGCUCAAACCCCGAUUUGGCGAGGAGCUGCUUUGAGCCUGAUGACCAUCUGCCUGGUGCUGGUAAUGGGACUAGUGACCUUGGGGACUAUGUUUUUACAGAUGUCUAAUGAUAUUAAUUCAGAUUCAGAGAAGUUGAGUCAACUUCAGAAAAUCAUCCAUCCACAGCAAGACAACCUGUCUGAACCACUGAACAGCUCCAGGAAGGGUCUCACAGAGGAAUCUCUCCAGUCCCAGAUCUCAGCCCUCCUGGAGAGGCAGAGGCAGAUGGCUAUCAAGCUCUGCAAGGAAUUCCUCAUCCACACUUCCGACCAUAAAUGCAAUCCUUGUCCCAAGACAUGGCAGUGGCAUGGAAACAGUUGCUAUCAUUUCACAAUCAAUGAAGAGAAAUCCUGGAGUGACAGCAGAAAGGACUGUAUAAAGAAAAAUGCCACUCUGGUGAAGAUUGACAGCAUCAAAGAAAGGGAUUUCCUUGAAUCACAGCCAUCACUCACAUUUUCUUUCUUUUGGCUGGGAUUGUCCUGGAACUCUGCUGGCAGAAACUGGCUGUGGGAGGAUGGCUCAUUUCCCUGUCCAACCCUAUUUAGUGAUAAGGAACAUGCCAAGUUCAAUGGAUCCAAAGGGUGUGCUUACUUUGAAAGAGGGAAUAUUUACAUUUCUCGCUGUAGUGCUGAAAUUUCUUGGAUUUGUGAGAAGACAGCUUCCCUGGAGAAGAUCGAAGAUUUGGUCUGACUCUUCUAACUUUAUCCAGAAAUAAGGGCCUAUUUCACACUCAUGCAAGAAAGGAGGAAGCUAUGCUAUUUGUGCCAAAAACCAACUAAAAAGUGACUGUGUACUUAAACUAUUCCACAGACAACCCUGAUUCACAGAACAUUCCCUGCUUUUGUGAUGUUCUGAUUACUUGGGUCUUAAAAUGAUCCUGAGAAAACAUGCCAUCUCAGUUUGUUGCUCAAUAAACAUUGUUUUACAUAGACUGGGUGAUAUUUAAAUAUUAACCACUAGACCAACAUAGGCCACUGUUUUGGAUGGAAACAUGUUUUUGUGUCAAUUCCAGGUGUGACUGAUUCAGUUUGUCCACAGCAGCAGGCUUUUUGCCUCAUGAGGGCUCUGAGAGGGCUCCUUGCCAGCUGGCAUUUGUUGAAUUCUGAAGACUUUGAGGUUUAUAAUUAU
Messenger RNA from Meriones unguiculatus (Mongolian gerbil), 1266 nucleotides. It is a transcript of the gene Clec12b, whose product is annotated as C-type lectin domain family 12 member B. Gene Ontology annotation, biological process: natural killer cell inhibitory signaling pathway; negative regulation of signaling receptor activity. Bases 1 to 828 code for a protein of 275 amino acids. Gene Ontology annotation, cellular component: external side of plasma membrane. The record is from RefSeq and is a predicted model, not a curated record. Gene Ontology annotation, molecular function: protein phosphatase binding; signaling receptor regulator activity. The transcript has 6 exons. Lineage: Eukaryota; Metazoa; Chordata; Mammalia; Rodentia; Muridae.